AUGAGCAGCUUCGCCGCCACCAAGAUCAUCACGAUUCUCGUAGGACCAGAAAAGGUAGAAUAUUUUCUCCACAAAGACAUCCUCAUCCAAUAUUCUCCGUUCUUUGCGAAAUGUCUCGCGACGAACAUGAAGGAGGCCCUCAGUAAUGUGGUCGAAAUGCCUGAGAUACUUACCGCUCAGUUGACCUGGCUUGCAAUGUACCUCUACAAAAACGCUCUCCCCGAGCAAGAUAUUAAUAAAGCGCCUUACGACGUUUACGAGGCUUGGGCUCUCGCGGACAGGCUCUGUAUGCCCCGAUUCCAAGACAUGCUCAUGGACAGACUCAUGGAUUAUUCGCGUCGGAAGGUCAUACCCAUGCCCUACUUUGCCUGGGUGAUUGAACAUCACAACCACUUGGACACCCUCAGUUUCAGAUUCGUGCGAGAUCAGGUUCUGUAUGAAUGGCCCAGUGGGAAUGAUGCACUGUAUGAGAAAGAGAACAUGGUAGCCGGCCUAAACGAUCUACUCGUAAAAGGUUUCCUGGACAACAGAUUUGUUCUCGAUCUGCUGGUCGCUGCCAAAACGCCAACCCCUGAUCCCUGCAAACAAGGCUGCAAACAUCAUGUUCAUGGAACUAGCAAGGCAUGCACUGUGCGAUCAUAG
Messenger RNA from Exophiala aquamarina CBS 119918, 642 nucleotides. RefSeq lists its product as uncharacterized. The transcript is spliced from 2 exons. Lineage: Eukaryota; Fungi; Ascomycota; Eurotiomycetes; Chaetothyriales; Herpotrichiellaceae. Gene Ontology annotation, molecular function: protein binding. The coding region runs from base 1 to 642 and encodes 213 amino acids. The record is from RefSeq and is a predicted model, not a curated record.